AUGACUUGUUUCUCUUGUUUGAAUCCUCGAACCAAAGACACAAGAGUCGACAUUGAUACAGCUCGAUGCAACAACUCUCGUUACGCUACCGAUGAUUCAUCAGUUCAUGGAAGUGAUACAACAACAGGAACAGAGUCGAUUUCGGGUGUUCUAGUAAAUGGAAAGGUGAAUAGUCCAAAACCUGGUGGUGGAGCAAGUAGCUUCACGUUCAAGGAGUUAGCUGCAGCUACAAGAAACUUCAGGGAAGUGAAUUUGCUCGGAGAAGGAGGUUUCGGGAGAGUUUACAAAGGACGUUUAGAUUCAGGACAAGUGGUGGCUAUUAAGCAAUUGAAUCCAGAUGGGCUUCAAGGGAAUCGAGAAUUCAUUGUAGAAGUUCUUAUGCUUAGCUUAUUACAUCAUCCGAAUCUCGUUACUUUGAUUGGUUACUGUACUUCUGGUGAUCAGAGACUUCUUGUCUAUGAAUACAUGCCAAUGGGAAGCUUAGAAGAUCAUCUUUUUGAUCUUGAGUCAAAUCAAGAGCCUUUAAGCUGGAAUACUCGAAUGAAAAUCGCGGUUGGUGCGGCUCGGGGAAUAGAGUACCUUCAUUGCAUAGCUAACCCGCCUGUGAUUUACCGCGAUUUGAAAUCCGCAAACAUAUUGUUAGACAAAGAGUUCAAUCCAAAACUCUCGGAUUUCGGAUUGGCGAAACUCGGUCCAGUAGGAGAUCGAACUCAUGUAUCGACCCGUGUCAUGGGAACUUACGGUUACUGUGCUCCAGAAUACGCAAUGAGCGGGAAAUUAACCGUUAAAUCGGAUAUCUACUGCUUCGGCGUAGUGUUGCUUGAGCUGAUUACUGGGAGAAAAGCUAUUGAUUUGAGUCAAAAGCAAGGAGAGCAGAACCUUGUUACAUGGUCACGUCCAUACCUUAAGGAUCAGAAGAAGUUUGGACACUUAGUGGAUCCGUCUCUUCGAGGAAAAUACCCAAGACGAUGUUUAAACUAUGCGAUUGCGAUAAUCGCAAUGUGUCUAAACGAAGAAGCUCAUUAUCGACCGUUUAUAGGUGACAUAGUUGUGGCACUUGAGUACUUAGCCGCACAGAGUCGGUCUCAUGAAGCUCGAAACGUCUCCUCCACGUCACCGGAAGUCACAAGAACGCCACGAGACUCAUAG
Arabis nemorensis is the source of this 1149-nucleotide messenger RNA. The record is from the annotation of a GenBank genome assembly. Lineage: Eukaryota; Viridiplantae; Streptophyta; Magnoliopsida; Brassicales; Brassicaceae.